AUGCUCUCAGAGAUCCAAAGGCAAUCUUUGAACAGAGCCGUGUGCGAUUACGUACGACAGAAUGGUGGGUCGCCACAGCUUCUAUCGCAGCUCGAAUCGCUGCUUCCGGGCCCUGAUGCCUCGCACAAGCAGGACACACAGCUCUUGGAACGGAAAUGGAACUCUAUAGUCAGGUUGCAGUCCAGAAUCAUGGAACUAGAGAAACAAUGCAGCAGCAGCAAUAGUACCACAAAUGAUAGCCAGCAAACCAUUGACAAUGCAAAUGCUAACUGGAUUCCAAAGGAAAAGCCCAGCUUCCAAAUAACUUUGGAAGCCCCCGUCACGGCACUCUGUCUCCAUCCCACACUCCCAAUCAUAUACGUCGGCCUAGAGUCCGGGAAAUUGUUGCGCUACGACAUCCUAAACGUAGAACUCCCCUUACAGUCAACCAUGGCUCAUCUUGACGCAAUAACAUCUAUCUCGGUAUCACUCCCGAACACAAACAACAACAAUAGCAGCAGCAGCAGCAGACCCGCAUAUUUGGCCACCACAUCCAAAGAUCUGAACUGCAAGAUAUGGGAACUCGACAGAGAUUCCUCGCUAACACACAUUAGAACCCUCGUAGGACACGAACACACCGUUUCCGAGUGCCAGUUCUUCGAAAAGGACUCGGACCUAUACUUGGCAACGUGCUCCAGGGACCUCUCGGUAAAGAUAUGGGAUACUUCCAACGGAUGGUGUAUCAAAUCUUUCCAGCCGCACACUCAAUGGGUCAGAACUCUUCACGUGCGUGGAGAGUACAUCCUAACGGGUUCCAACGAUUCCGCCCUCAGGUUGACUCACUGGCCUUCGGGGAAUGGGUUGUCCAUGGGGAUUGGACACGAGUUCCCAGUCGAGACCGUCCGUAUAUUGGCACAAAACGCAAACGAUAUCUUGCCCCAAUACCAACCUUUGGGAUUCCAGUACGUAUCCUCGGCGUCACGUGAUGGAACAAUUCGGAUCUGGAAAGUCUCGCUACCCAAGUUCAUACCGCACAGACCUCCGAGACCAAACCCAAUGGAUACAAAUUUCAGACUUAUGGCAGUGUUGAAAGGCCACAAAUCAUGGGUACGACAUCUAUGCCAGUUUAACAACAAACUCUACUCCUGCAGUGAUGACGGGUCCAUCAAAUGCUGGGAAUUAAAUUGGCCCGAUAUUUCAUCUACUACAUGCACGAAAACAUGGGACCUUUCAGAGAACGGAUUCCAAAACUGUUUGGCCUUGGAUAAUAUCGAUUUUACAAAUUACCCUUCGAGAAAGCUUCUCUUCUCUGGUAGUAAUAACGGGACGCUAACGUGUUUUAUGAGAUAA
Messenger RNA from Kluyveromyces marxianus DMKU3-1042, 1329 nucleotides. RefSeq names its product Pac1p (gene PAC1). Gene Ontology annotation, molecular function: protein binding. The coding region runs from base 1 to 1329 and encodes 442 amino acids. The transcript has a single exon. The record is from RefSeq and is a predicted model, not a curated record. NCBI's taxonomy places the organism in Eukaryota, Fungi, Ascomycota, Saccharomycetes, Saccharomycetales, Saccharomycetaceae.